GUAAUUUUAAUCCAUGCUGGCGCGAACUACAGAAGGGAAAUAAUAUCGUACACUUAGGCAAGUGUCGAAGAAGACGUUUUCAUUUUAUAAUGUUAAUAUGGCAGAAGAAUAUAAAAAAUCUAGGUUUAAAAGAAAAAAGCUGUUUAACGAUUCUUGCCUAACAGAACUGGUAACCUACAAUAAAUCGUCUGAGAGCUGCGAAGUAACAAAUAGGUCUGCUGUUCACGCACAUGAAUGGUGGGUCAGGGAUGACUUGUCUGGGGAACAACGUUUGUGGACCUUUUCUCUAAAAUCUGCUCUACAGUGUUUUGAAUCAGAGUCAUGGGGUCCAGUUCCAGAACUUCCAGCGGCCAUAAUAACAUCCAGUAAGCCCAAGCCUAGUGAAUGGAGAUGGUGCAACCCCAGUGAAGAAGUGAUUCCAUUUCCCGAGUCGUCUCCUCCCCCAUGUCCUCCCGUGGUUUUCCUUUCUCCUCCCCCUGACUCUCUCCAUCUCAGCCCGUCUCUAGAGAGGACUCUAGAUGCUCCAGCAGAGUCGAGGAAGACAUUGUCCACCCUUGGUCUUCCAAAACAUACACCAUGUCAGCAGUAUUUGCCAGGAGAGGGCACAAGUAGCACCGGGCAAGGCCACUCCUCCAGGGACAAUAGUAGCAAAGAAAGGGGACCCAAGACCACCUUUAAAGUGAGAGGAGACAAAAAAGACACCAUGGCAAAAACAGGACCCCUCACAUUGCAGCACAACACAGUCUAUGCACGCUCCGCAUCACUCCCUGAAAGUCAUCAUCCCUCCACACAGCAAUGGAUGAGAGGUUCAUUACCAGGAUCCAGGAGCGAUGAAAAAAAGGUGGAGGAAGAGAAGGAACAGGGGAGUCUGAUCAAAAGGCAGCUACCUGCACACCGGGCGGAAGCCUCUGACAGCUGCACUGCCACUAUGAGGGUGGAGGAGAUGAGGAGGAAAGGGGAGAAGGAGGGGGUGGUGUCUGGGAGCUGUGGAGUUGAUCCUGGUAGGGGUACGGCAAGUGAAGAAGCAGCAGGAGGAGGAGGCAUACAGAGUUGUCCCAUGUGUCUGGUGGUGUUCCCUGCUGGGUUCACUCAAAUGGACUGUGACGGCCAUCUUGCCCAGUGUCUGUCUGAGAUGAAUGUCGACAUGGCAUGGUGAUCCAUAUGGUCUCCACUGUGCUUCAGUGGACCUCCCAAGGUUACAUUUAUUCAAUUGGAGACUGGCUCCACCAAAUCCAUUU
Molecule: messenger RNA, 1238 nt
Organism: Hypomesus transpacificus
Lineage: Eukaryota; Metazoa; Chordata; Actinopteri; Osmeriformes; Osmeridae
Exons: 4
Coding region: 98-1156 (352 amino acids)
Molecular function (GO): ubiquitin binding
Source: RefSeq, a predicted model, not a curated record